Messenger RNA from Sorghum bicolor (sorghum), 1280 nucleotides. RefSeq lists its product as uncharacterized. The record is from RefSeq and is a predicted model, not a curated record. The coding region runs from base 113 to 946 and encodes 277 amino acids. The transcript is spliced from 5 exons. Lineage: Eukaryota; Viridiplantae; Streptophyta; Magnoliopsida; Poales; Poaceae.
CUCCACCUUCUCAUGAGUCGAGCCUCCGUGGACGACGCAUUCAUUCGCCUUGAUCUCCAAUCCCUCUCUCCCUUCCUUCCUUCCGGAGAGAUCGAGAGGGGCAGGCAGGGAGAUGGAGAGGGCGGCCCCCGUGAGGAGUUCCCACACCUCGACGGCCGGCCUGCUCGCGUGGCCUCACCCCGAUGGCGCCGGCUCGCUGCCAGCACGCCGGCCUAACCAGCCGACGGAGGAGUUCAGGAAGGUGGUGUUUGGGGGGCAGGUCACCGAGGAGGGCGCCGGCGGCCACAACAAGACCAAGAUGAGGGCGACGGGCUCCGCGCCCAAGUCGAAGGAGACAGCAGGGAUCGGCAUAUUCAAGGCCGAGAGUGCCGCCGCCGCCGUCGCAACUGCCUCCCGCGAUCGUCAGGCUAGCCAGAUCACCUUUUCUCAGGACGGGACCAUUCCUCCCAGGAAGCCAACUUCAGUUGCUGGGGUGGCGAGGCAGCGUGAGCUUAGCCAUACCGUUGAGAGCGAGGGGGACAGUAAGAUGAAGCGGCAGGUGUCCAGUGCGAAAUCCAAGGAGCUCAGUGGUCACGACAUCUUUGCUGAUCAUGAAGUUCCCAAACCCAACAGGUCAAGGAGAUCAGACUAUGGCAGCUCCGCCACGCUGUCACCUGUGAAAAAUGCAAAUGUGAGCUCCUUCUCGUUUGGAGAGGCCGACACAGACAGCGCAGUGAAAACAGCAAAGAAGAAAGGGUCCAGCAACAAGUCUACUGAUCUGAAUGGCAAGACCAUCUCCGGGAGAGAUUCAGUGCCUGCAGAGAAACAGGCUCUGAACCGCGCGAAGCCGAAAGGAAUGAGCGGUAGCAGCAUUUUUGCAGACGGGAAGGCCUCAACAACCGGAGAUCAUGCAGGCCGUCGAACCCGGCAGCCUCCUGGCGGCGACAGCAGCAUCUUGCUGGGCUAGCGUGCAUAUGGAUCUUAUUGUCCUAUGCCGCCGCACGGGUGGUUGGUCCGUCAGUCUGCGUCCUUGUUUUCGUGAUCAGGCGAUGAGUCCCAUCUCCAGUCUUUGAGAUGAUCUGGUUCACUUCUGGCGUGGUUUGGUCUGUGUUGGUUGUGGCAUGCCCGAUGGAACAACCCCUGAUGGAACAACCCUAUCCCUAUGGCGUUUGGUGCCGUUUUGUUGUGUACAAUGGAUGGCGUGUGCUGCCGUUUUCUUGUGUGUACAAUGGAUAUAUGUAUACACACAUAUAUGUGUGUUUUGCUUAUUAAAUACGAAAAAUUGGUAUGUGGUACCAGUA